Messenger RNA from Vicia faba (fava bean), 3948 nucleotides. Lineage: Eukaryota; Viridiplantae; Streptophyta; Magnoliopsida; Fabales; Fabaceae. The record is from the annotation of a GenBank genome assembly.
AUGGGUGUUUCCUUCAAGAUCUCCAAAACUGGUUCUAGGUUUCGCCCCAAGCUUCUUCCCUCCCCUCUUCAACCUUCCCAGGAUGACCAAUCACACAAUUCCAGGUCUCAGAGUGAUCUUGUUGAGGCAGGUGAAAACAUUGCUGGGAGGCCGAAUGCACCCGUUUUGUCUGAAACUGUUUCAUUAGCAGAUAGGGAAGCUUCAUUUACGUUGAAUUUGUUCCCGGAUGGUUAUUCUAUUGGAAAACCCUCCGAGAAUGGUGCGGCAAAUCAGUCAUUUCCGAAGCUGUUACUUCCAUAUGAUAGGUCAUCCGAAACCCUUUUCUUGGCGAUCGAGUCAGGUCACUUGCCUGGGGAUAUUCUGGAUGAUAUACCUGCCAAAUAUGUUGAUGGGGCAAUUAUAUGCGAGGUGCGUGAUUAUCGAAGGUUCUCUUCUGAAAAGGGAGCUGGCACGGGGUUCGCAGAUAGUUCCCCAACUAUUGAUAAAGUAUGCCUCAAGAUGUCAUUGGAAAAUAUUGUGAAGGAUAUCCCAUCUAUUACUGAUAAAUCUUGGACAUAUGGUGAUUUAAUGGAAGUUGAAUCGAAGAUACUGAAAGCAUUAAAGCCAAGCCUUCAUCUAGAUCCUACUCCAAAAUUGGAUAGGCUGUGUGAAAGUCCAGUUUCAACAAAGCUUAACUUGCAGAGAAAGCGAUUAAGGAAUAUCCUAGAGUUUACUGUUACUUCUAGUAAUAAAACCCAUGGGAAAAAAGUAUGUAUAGAUAGAGUACAAGAGAACUCAAAUAGCAGGUUGGGUGAUCCAGGAAUCACUACAUCUAAUGCUACCGGGCAACAGACUCUUGAAAAUCCAGCAAUGCAAAAUCUUAAUUCAAGCAUUGUCAUGGCCAUGAGAUCUAAGAAUAUUAUACCAGAUUCUUCCAUCCCUGGAUUUUCUAUGAUGUCUCAUCAAUCGAGAUAUCCAAUGACUGUUGGAACUCCAAGAAGCUUGCAGGAGCAUGGAUCGAUUUCUGGUAUUAAUUCAUCUGGGGCUUCUCCUGCUGCCCAAGAUGUCAUGAUUUCCUACGCUGAUAAUCCAAACGCAAGUGUCUCUCUUCAUGCAAAAAGAGAGUAUCCGGAUGGACAAUCAUCACCUUUAUCGAAUAUUGCAAAAAGAAUGAGGUCUGCUCCCACAGGUGUUGAUGCAAUGCAGCAGCAGCAAUUAGGCUCACAUGUUGACGCUCUUCAAGGAUCAGAUAUUAACUGGCAGAAUACACUGUUACAGCAACAAGCAAUGGCCAGAGGUAUUCAGUAUAACAGCGGUGGCAUUCAGAAGUUUCCCCAGCAGGUUUUUGAAGGAGGGUUAAAUCAAGAAACUGGGGCUAUUCAAUUUGCUUCUGGUCAGCAGGGCAUGAGGUUAGUUGCCAAGGAAGAACAAUUUGAAAUGGAAAGAAUUGACGGUGCAGGGAUAAAUCGAAAUAAAAGUGAGUUGGAGAUGGAUGCAAGCAAUUUAGACCCACAACAAUUACGACUUCAGCAAAAAUUGCCACAUCAUGCAUUCAUGAGACCUAAUUUCCCACAGACAACCUGGAAUAGUCUGGGCCAGCAAAUUGAGAAAGAAGCCAAAAAGGAGGAUCAGUUUCAGAAAAGGAAACAAGUACAAAGUCCUCGAUUAUCUAGUGGGACAUUACCUCAGUCGCCAUUAUCUUCAAAAUCUGGUGAAUUUUCUAAUGGUUCAGUUGGACCAAGUUUUGGACCAUCUUCAAUGAACACUGCACCUGGAGCAUUACAAAAAGAGAAGGCAGCAAUGGCUUCACUUUCUUCUGCUGUUGGAACUCCAUCUUUGACUUCUAGUGCUAAUGAUUCUACUCAAAGGCAGCAACAGGCACAACUAGCUGCAAAACGCAGAUCUAAUUCCCUUCCCAAGACCCCAGCAAUGAGUGGAGUUGCUUCUCCUGCUAGUGUUAGUACUGGUGUCCCAUUCAAUACAAAUAGUCCCUCCGUUGGAACCUCAGCCUUUUCUGAGCAAGGUCUUCAAACUACCUUAGACAGAUUUUCAAAAAUUGAAAUGGUGACAGCGAGGCAUCAACUUCACUUCAAGCCGAAAAAACCGGAUCAGCCCAUUAAAAAGCAGAAUACAUAUUCAUCACAGCGUGUAGCAGCUCAUCUUGCAAAUGCAACUAAUAACGAGGGAUUGAUAGACGAGUCCAGUUCUUUGUCAAAGUCACUCUUAGGUGGUAGUAUGAAUGCAUGCAAAAUGAGAGUGUUAAGUUUCAUUUGGAAUGAGCGUGUAGUUCAAGGAAAUGUCACGACUUUAGUUCCCAGGUUUCGAACUAGGUUGAUAAUGGCUGAAAAGCCAUCUGAUGGUACAGUGGCUCUGCAUUACGGGGACAUAGAUGAAAGCGAUUUCAUAGCUGCAGAAGAUCAUCUCCCUACAUUACCCAAUACUCAUUUUGCGGAUUUGCUUGUCGACCAGUUCUGUUCACAGAUUGAACAUGAAGGAUAUGCUAAGGAAGAUGACAGAAUCCAACUCAGACCAAACCGUGUGAACCUUCCAUUGGGCAGUCAAUCUAGUUUACCUCCUAAUGAGAUGCAGCAAUAUGGAGAACCGAAUCUGGGCCAGUCAUGUAAUGAUAUGGCAAAACUAGCUAGUGGCAGUAAUGCAUCUUUAAGCAUGUCGCAGAAUCUGGUAGCAAACGCAAGGAUGUUGCCACCCGGAAAUUCUCAGGCUUUGCAUAUGUCCCAAGGACUUCUCUCUGGUGUCUCAAUGGCUCAAAGACCUCAGCAACUGGACUCACAACAACAAGCAGUUCAGCAGCAGCAGCAGCUGCUGCAACAAAAUCAACAAUCUCUCAUUCAACAGCAGAAUCCACAGUUCCAGCGAUCUUUGCUCAGCGCAAAUCAGCUUUCACACUUAAACGGGGUUGGACAGAACUCCAACAUGCCAUUGGCUACUCACUUGCUGAACAAGGCCUCGCCUCUUCAGUUUCAGUUGUUACAGCAGCAGCAGCAGCAACAGCAACAGCAGAGCCAACAAAUGCAAAGGAAAAUGAUGGGACUGGGAACAGCUAUGGGAAUGAGUAGCUAUAGAAAUAGCCUAGUUGGGCUUUCACCAAUGAGCAAUGCCAUGGGAAUUGGAGCUGCAAGGGGAAUGGGGGGAACUGGAAUCUCAGCACCGAUGGCGCCGAUUGCUGGCAUGGGAAAUAUGGGUCAGAACCCAAUGAAUCUUGGCCAGGCUUCGAACAUUACUAAUUCUAUAAGCCAGCAAUUUAGGCCUGCUGACAUUUUAUCAAAGAUUAAAAUGGUACAAAAUCGAGAAAGCAUGUUAGCUUCACCUCAGUCUACCAUUGCUGGCAUGUCAGGAGCCCGGCAAAUGCACCCCAGCUCAGCCAAUCUUUCAGCGUUGAGUCAGUCUCUGAAUAGAAAUACUAUGAGUAACCUGCAGCGAGCAAUGGGUCCUAUGGGCCCACCAAAGCUUAUGCCAGCAAUGAAUCUUUAUAUGAAUCGGCAACAGCAGCAGCAAUACCAACAGUCCCAACAGCAGCAACAACAGCAACAACAACACCAAUCACAACAACCGCAGUUGCAAAUACAACAUCCACAGCAGCAUCAUUUACAUCAGCAGUUGCAGCAGCAAUUACAGCAACAACAGCAGCAAGAAACAUCUUCGCAAUUGCAUACAGUUGUUUCACCGCCACAGGUGGGAUCACCAUCUACUAUGGGAGUUCCACCCUUGAGCCAACAAACACUUCAGCAAGCAAGCCCUCAGCAAAUGAGUCAAAGAACUCCAAUGAGCCCUCAGCAGAUGAGCUCGGGGGCAAUUCAUGGCAUGAGUACUGGUAAUCCUGAAGCCUGUCCAGCAAGUCCUCAGUUGAGCUCUCAGACACUAGGCUCUGUUGGUAGCAUAACCAAUUCCGCUAUGGAUAUGCAAGGUGUUAACAAGAGCAAUUCUGUCAACAACAACAAUGCACAGUGA